Messenger RNA from Elephantulus edwardii (Cape elephant shrew), 630 nucleotides. RefSeq lists its product as uncharacterized. Lineage: Eukaryota; Metazoa; Chordata; Mammalia; Macroscelidea; Macroscelididae. Bases 1 to 630 code for a protein of 209 amino acids. The transcript has a single exon. The record is from RefSeq and is a predicted model, not a curated record.
AUGAGUGACCGUUAUUUAGAACAAAGGAUUAGCAUCAAGUUUUGCGUGAAACUGAACAAGUCUGCAAGCGAGACUCACCACCUUUUAAAAGAAGCUUAUGGACACGAAGUCAUGUCAAGGGCCAGAAUUUUUGACUGGCACAAAAGGUUUAAAGAAGGACGGGAAGAUAUUAGAGAUGAUGCGAGAAGUGGUCGUCCAGUCACCCACCGGACAGAUGAAAAUAUCCACAAAGUCAAGGACUUGGUUUGUUCAAACAGGCAGUUAACGGUGAGAAUGAUGGCUGAAGAGUUAAAUUUAGACAAGGAAACUGUUAGACUCAUUCUGAAAGAAAACUUAAACAUGAGGAAAGUGUCUCCAAAAGUUGUAUCGGGUGUUUUGAAGAAUGAACCUAGACCUCCAAAACUUGACUUUGAGCCUGACCUUUCAAAGGAAACUAGGAAAAACAGCUCAUCUAUGAAGAAAAAAGUAAAGAGUUCUGAAACAUGGAGUCAUCUCCAGAGUGAAGUUGGUGGAGAACUGCCUCUGCCUGGAUCUCAUCCCCAAACCUACUGCCCUGCCAGCCAGCUUAUUCAGGCUUCAUCAGCCAGCCCUCCCACCAGAGUAGCUCAAGAUUGGUUCACACCUUGGUGA